Molecule: messenger RNA, 1794 nt
Organism: Peronospora farinosa
Lineage: Eukaryota; Oomycota; Peronosporomycetes; Peronosporales; Peronosporaceae
Source: the annotation of a GenBank genome assembly
AUGUCUGCAGCCGAUGCGUGGUCUUGUCUGAAGAAGGACCCCUCGGUUCCAUGCAACGAAUGUUUGAGUGGCGAUGACGCGUACUGCACGCACAGGGUCUUGACCUACAACGACAAGUACAAGAAGAACGGAGCGACGUCAGAUAGAGGUCAUCCCGACUACGUGCGUGUAGCCCACGAGGACGCUUUCAAGAUCCUGGACAAUAUUCCAUCCGACGGUGCUGCGCUGCUGCUGUGUGCUGAUACCACUGUGCUCAUAUCGCUAGAAGAGAAUCGUGUGAAGCCUGAUAAGCGUGUGGGUGUCGAGGACGUCAAUGGUCUUGGCCACAAAUUUGCCCAUGCCAUGGGUGUUGACGCUGUAAUGGCGUUCUUUAGUUUGACGAAAAAGGAGCAGAAAAUGGCUGACUCGGGUGCGACAGAGUUUGUGGUGGACAGGAAGAAAAAGCAAGCUGCGACUGUGAUCGGCUUGACGGAUGUUUCUCGGUCUUCUUACGCGAAGGUGUUAACUGCUAUUGCACUGCUGGCGUGUGUAGCUUCGAGAGUGGCCACCUCAGCAUGGAUAUCACAGGAUGUCAUGCGAAGCUCCCGCGCGCUGAAGGCGGCGCAUACGCCGGUCCAAGCUAAUCGAAACUUGAGGCUUCACGCGGCAAAGAGCGACCACACCUAUAAUUUUGAAGAGAGAAUGCUACCUCUUAAAGUCAUGGGACAACCUGUGGCAGUGGAAUUAUCACAAAGUGAAGCUGCUGCCCUACAAAAAUUGUCAGAUUUAUACGCUGGCAAUGCACAUGAGGCAGUUGGAAAAAUAAUGGGAGGCAUUUCGCAAAGGGUCGAGGGCGUCACAAACUUGGAACAAAAAGAAGUCGUAUAUAACAGUUUGAUCAAGUUGUUUCUGAAUCCCGGCAAUGACUAUAAACUGGCCAGAUUGCUCGAUGCAGAAGCAAAGAUCAAGGAAAUGACAGCCUUCGCUAAAAAUCUACAAGCUGCCCAGUUGCGGUAUUGGCACUCGCAAGGGAUGUCUGCGGCAGAUGUCUUCGACGUUUUACAACUUGGCACAUCAAACGAGAAGCUAUUUCAAAACCCACUCUUUUACAGAUUGAUUGAUUUCAUUAAGUCAACGACAUCGGAUAAGGAGACCUCAAGCGUGUUGCCGACCUUGUACUCGACAUUGUCAAGUAAAUUUAAUACGAACGAUUUGGUGAAGUAUUUAGUCAACGACAUAAACGCUGGUCGUGAGACACAUCUCGCUCCAAAACUGCUACUAAUGCGGCUGUUGAAGGGUCAACUUGAUGGGGAAUCAAAGCGGACGGUUUUAAAUGUUGCGAAGCUUAACACCGGUAGCCAACGCAUGAACGGCCCGCUCAAGGUCACUUUUCGCAAAUUCUCGGGCUUUUUUACUCGUAUAGAUUCACAAUGGGAUGAUUUGACUCAGCUCAAGGAGAUGUUCGGCGAGUCAAAAACUGGAGAGAUGCUCACUACGACGAACGAGGAGAGCUCCGUAGUAACGCGGGCGGAGCGUCUGCUUCACAAACAAUUCAGUUUGUGGUUGGAUGAUGAAAUUCUUGUGGAAACUCUUGACGGCAAGCUUUUAAGAGAUGGUGUUUCUAAAGACGUGGUCAAGAAGAUUAAGGAGAAAUACGUCAAUACUGGGCUACCCCUAUGGAACAACGUGCAAAUCUAUAACCAUCUGCUCUUUGACGAGUCUAAAGAAGAGUGGUUGGUGGACCUCCGGAAACGAUAUUGCAUUCUAUAUAAACUCUUCCAAAAUUUCUUGUGUAUAGUAAUUCGUAAAUUCUAA